CCCGCCGGCCACGAGGCGCGGAGAAGGAGGCAGGUGCGGGCGCAGAACCGCGGACGGACACACCGACCCGCCCGCCGCCGCGAUGGGAGCCUCGUCGCUACCGCUGCUCGUGCUGCUGCUGCUUCUGGGGACCGCGCUGGGUGUGGAGAAAUGUGCACGGAAUGAAUUCCAGUGUGGGACUGGCGAAUGCAUCCCUUACAAAUGGCUUUGUGACAGCCAGGCGGAGUGCCCAGAUGGCUCUGAUGAAUCUCAGGAGGCCUGCCGAUCGGUGACUUGUGGCCCAGGGCAGUUCAGGUGCAGUGGUCGCAUAAAUCGUUGCAUUGAUAUUUCCUGGCGGUGUGAUUCCCAGGAGGAUUGUGAAAAUGGAUCAGAUGAAGAAAAGUGCCCCCCUAAAAGUUGUGCAGCUAGUGAAUUCCAGUGCCAGAAUGGGAACUGUAUUGCUUUGGAUUUUGUCUGCGAUAAAGAUGACGACUGCGGAGACGGAAGCGACGAAGCGCACUGCCCAGCCCCGGCCUGCCACCCGGAAAUGUUCAUGUGCAACAGUUCUGACUGCAUCCCCCGGCUCUGGGCCUGUGACGAGGAUGCUGACUGUAAGGACGGAUCGGACGAGUGGCUAGAGCACUGCGGAGCCCAAGAGGGGGCCAAGAAAACCAACCCUUGCUCUUCUUUGGAGUUUCACUGCGGGAGCGGAGAGUGCAUUCACCAGCGUUGGAAAUGCGACGGCGGCUUCGACUGCCGGGAUAAAUCAGAUGAGGCGGGCUGUGCGCAAGCCACCUGUCGCCCAGACGAAUUUCGUUGUGAUGACGGGACGUGCAUCCACGGGAGCCGGCAAUGCAACAAGGAGAAUGACUGCAAAGACUUGAGUGACGAGCUCGGCUGCGUCAACGUCACAACCUGUGAAGGAAAAAACUCGUUUAAGUGCCGUUCCGGAGAGUGCAUCUCUAUGGACAAGGUCUGUAACGCCCAGAGAGACUGCAGCGACUGGUCGGAUGAGCCCAUCAAGGAAUGCCGAACAAACGAAUGCUUGGUCAACAAUGGUGGUUGUUCUCAUUACUGCAACGAUCUGAAAAUUGGAUAUGAGUGUUGGUGUCCCGAGGGCUUCCGACUGGUGGAUCAAAGGAGAUGCGAAGAUGUUGAUGAAUGCCUCGAACCUGAUACCUGUAACCAGAUCUGUGUAAAUCUGGAGGGAAGCUACAAGUGUGAAUGCAACAAAGGCUUUCAGAUUGACCCUGCCACCAAGAUUUGCAAAGUAGUUGGCACAAUCGCAUACCUUUUCUUCACUAACCGCCACGAAGUCAGAAAGAUGACUCUGGAUCGCCGCGAGUACACCAGCUUGAUACCCCGCCUCAAAAACGCUGUGGCUUUGGACAUGGAAAUUGCUAAAAAUGUAGUCUACUGGUCUGACCUCUCUCAGAAGAAAAUAUAUAGCACCCCCAUUGACAAGGCUGGCAACCAUUCCCAUCACUCCACAGUGAUCGGCAGCGGCAUUCAAGAUCCAGAUGGCAUUGCUGUGGACUGGGUGCACGGCCUCCUUUACUGGACCGAUUCGAGCAUGGGCACCGUGUCUGUUGCCAGCACGGAAGGCCUGAAGAGGAAGACCCUGAUCACAGAAAACGGAGCCAAGCCACGAUCCAUUGUGGUCGAUCCUGUGCAUGGAUUCAUGUACUGGACUGAUUGGGGAUUAUCCGCUAAAAUUGCCAAAAGUGGUCUGAACGGAGUUGACAGUUUUGCCCUAGUGAAAGAAGGCAUUCAGUGGCCAAAUGGAAUAACCUUGGAUCUGGCCAACCAGCGCCUCUACUGGGUGGAUUCCAAGCUCCAUUCUCUCUCCAGUAUUGAUGUGAAUGGGAAAAACAGGAAGACUAUCCUUGUGAAUGAGGAGAAGCUGGCUCACCCCUUCGCCAUCACAGUCUUUGAGGAUAAAGUAUUCUGGACAGAUGUAUUAAACGAAGCCAUUUUCAGCGCCAACCGCAUCACUGGCUCAGAUAUAGUCAAAGUGGCCGAAGAUCUGUUUUCGCCAGAUGCUAUGACUCUGUAUCAUAGUGUGCGACAGCCAAAAGGUGUCAACCAGUGUGAGAAGAACGGCAUUUCAAAUGGAGGCUGCCAGUACUUGUGUCUUCCUGCCCCACAAAUCACUGUUCACUCUGCCAAGUACACCUGCACCUGUCCUGAUGGCAUGCACCUGGCCAACGAUAUGAGAAGCUGCACUACAGAUAACCUUGUUGCCAGCAGCCCAGCUUCUGUCAGCACCACAAGGACCCCAGCUGUUAUACAACAUGAGUCUCCUGCCCCCACCGUGCUGAGCAAACGCACCACAGACCGUUCCGGAUAUACCACGCCAGCGCUGGCCACCCAGGCCCAGCAAGCUCGGAACGGCCUUGCUGCAGAAACCAAUGAUGAAAAACAAGGUAGCCGAACAGCGCUCUCGAUUGUCCUGCCCCUGAUGCUGAUCAGUUUGAUCUCGUUCGGAGUCUUUCUGGUUUGGAAAAACUGGCGCCUCAAGAAUACCAACAGCAUCAAUUUUGACAAUCCGGUCUAUCAGAAAACGACUGAAGACGAGGUUCACAUUUGCCGGAGUCAGGAAGGAUAUACAUACCCGUCGAGACAAAUGGUGAGCCUGGAGGACGACGCAGCGUGAACCUUCAGCGCCGGAAGUGCCUUUGCUGCUCCUUGCUGGGAGAGACCGUUCGGCUGCCCUGGCCAGCACCACUUCCAAAGGGACUGGGUAGACCUCGCUCUCCCUUUUAAAGAAAAGACAGACAGCGCACUGGCCCCGAGUGGCCUUUGCAAGCUCGAGCCAACUGCACUUCGGGGCCUUGUCGGACCUUUAUAUUUCUGCAUAUUUAUUAUAGCCCACGCGGCUGCCCAGAUGCUGACGUGCCUACUGUGUCUGAGACUUUUUAACCGGAGCAGGGUGACAUUUUCCUAUGUCGGAAGGGAAGACGGCGAAAUUGGAUUCGAGUCUCAGGAGUCCGUAUUGGGCCGACCUUGUGUCCUGCGGCAGCCCUUCAAAAGGACCAGCGGGCAGCGAUGAAGCAAACUGGGAAAGGGACCCUCUGCAGAGGCUUCUGAGCCACGCUUGCGUCCGGCCCAGACCAAGACUGAGGAGAAGCCUUUGAAGUGACCUCGCAGCGUGUGCCGUCCCACUUGAAAGAGGGGCUUUGUUCACUGUGGCCAAAGAAAAUAUAACUCCGGGGUCUUCUCCUGCUCAGAUCCAGGUUGCAACUUUUUGCUUGACCCACGGCUCCCGGUCCUUUGUUUUUCCUGUUAGCCUACCUGGCGUUUUGUUUUCCUGUGUUUGAGCCUUCCUCGUGACAUCCGUCUCCUAUAAACAUGCCUUUGCACUUGAUUCCUUUGUCUCUUGUCACAGUUGCCAAGAGAGAAAUCCAAACCACUGAUGUGGAAGGAAAGGGGGGGUUUUUUGUUUGUGUUUUGCGCUGCUUGUGCAUUUGGUGCUGAUGAACUGUGUCAGUCAGAUUGUGCUGGUCAAGAAAACCCGGACCUCAAAAGCCAUCUUCCUGCUUUCUUCGUUGACUGCAGGGUUCCAGUUGCCUUAACCUGUGGUCCUUAUGCCAGGGAUCCUGUGUUCCACUUUGGCUUGCUUUUUUAUGCUGUUACCCUUCCCCGCCCCCCAACUCUGGCUCUGCGUCUUUGUCGCAAAGAAAAUGUCUCGAGCGCGGCAGCAUCCGAGCUUUGAUUCUGUCCUCUCAAGAGAUGCACUGGUGUUCUGCUGUCAAGAGGCAGAUCUUUACCUUCACAAAGCCGCAGAGCCAGACAGCACAGGUGGUCUUACCUGCUGCGGCUCAAGCCUCUUGUCUUUGCAGGGAUGAAGGGAUACGAAAUCCCGUCGCUCAGUCUGUAAUUCGAAGCCUUCGUCAAUUAACAGGACCUCAAGUAUCAAGUGCUUCUUCAUGGCCGAGCACAUCUGAUUUCCUUUCACUGGAGGGGAAAAAGCACUACGUCCUAAGGAAAAGAACUCAACUCUUUUGGCCUGAAGCUGGGAAAAAGUCCAAACUUUUUGUUUUCUCUGAAACGGUGUAAAUUAAUACAUGUACAGCGUUGAGAUUAUAUAUGCCUAUAUAGCUAUACAUAUUUCCUCUUGCGUGAAAUCUGCCUUCUGCUGUGUAUUUGUACAUAUGUUGAUAAAAUACAUGAAUUAUUUAUUUCUAAGUUUAUGUUCUUAUGGUUUUCAAUUUGGCUUUCUGGUUUAUCCCCCGCCGCCCCGCCUCUUUUUUUGUGAACCUGGCAACAGAGCGUGCUUGUGAGAAGGAGGGGUGCAUCUGAAAGUUGUGUCAGCUGCGAUUGGUGUAAACCUGACGGCUGAGACAUUUCUAGAAAUGUAUUUUAGGUAUGGUAUAAAUCUGUCUUUUACACUUCUGUAUCUGGCACCCUAUUAGAAUAAUCACAUGUGAUGCAUUGGUUAGUCAUUGCAGGCUUUAUUGCUCUUUUUACUGCUGCUCUUAGUAGCAUGAAGCUGGCAACCUAAAGUUUGGAGAAUGCCUGUCUCUGUCUUUAGCGGUAUUUGCGUGGGUGUGCUAACAUGGGGCAGGGAGAUCGUACUUCUGUCUUCUUUGGCACAUCGUAUUGGUCUGUUCAUAGCAUCUUUCUGCCCUUUCAGCAGGGCAGGAGAGGGAUCGAAAUAGGCUAAUUCUCCUGUCACUCUUGCAUUUGAUUUCUUCAGCUCAUGUUUAUAUCUUAUCUGCUGCUGUAAAAGCACAAGCUGGCUUUGCGACCCUAUAGAACCCAAUAUUUCUUUUUAAAGGAAUAGCUUCAUUACUGUGGAAUGCCAUGUUUUGGUCUCCCCUAUUCUCUUGUGUCUGUUAGUAGUUCCUGUACCAGUUUAGGGACUCCACAAUAAGUGAGUGGCUUUUUUUCUGAAAAGGAAGGGGAAGAGGAAGGCAAGGCCUCUGCAAGUGCUCGUGGCGCCCUUGAUCUUGUGCUGUACACUGCAUCUUCCUUUGGCUUCGUUUAGGGCGCUAUGUCCAACUCUGGUGCUUCAGAUGUUCAUGGACUACAAUUCCCAUCAGCCCCUGCUGACCAUGCCAGCACAGGCUGAUGGGGAUUGUAGUCCAUGAACAUCUGAAGGGCCAGAGUUGGACACCCUGUGGUUUAGGGUCAUUGUCUCACUCAUUCUUUUUAGUUAGGCUUCUUGUUAGUUAGGCUUCUUUUGUGCCCCUGGGACAAUGACUAGGUUUGUCAACACUGGAGUUCCAAAACAAGCGUAAUGAAGCAGUUUGUGUGCUGUGGGUCUGGCCCUGCUGUGUCUAUAUUACAAAGCCUUCAGCGGGGAAACCCUUUUUAACCCAAGAAUUGGUGGUAAAAUGACAGCUAUUUGAAAGAAAAGUUUGGGUUCUGAAGGAAGGUGCAGUUGCUGGUACUGAGCCAGCGAGCUUUUAGAUGUGCUGAACAGGGUUUGCAGUAGCCUCAUGGAGAUAUAAGACAUUUUUUAAAAAAAUACUUUAAUGCCAUGUUGAAAAUCUCAGGGGUCGUCCCCCAAAUGGAGGUUAAUAAAUUUUGAAACACACUAAAA
Messenger RNA from Sphaerodactylus townsendi, 5527 nucleotides. RefSeq names its product low density lipoprotein receptor (gene LDLR). The record is from RefSeq and is a predicted model, not a curated record. Bases 83 to 2635 code for a protein of 850 amino acids. Gene Ontology annotation, molecular function: protein binding; calcium ion binding. NCBI's taxonomy places the organism in Eukaryota, Metazoa, Chordata, Lepidosauria, Squamata, Sphaerodactylidae. The transcript has 18 exons.